UUUACUCACUCUGACCAUCACAUGGCUCGUCCUCUGAUUCUCGUUGGUGUUUUACUUUACACUGCAGGAACUUUGAGCAUGAAGACAUUAGAUCAUGUAACUCUGAGAGAAAGUGGAAGCAUUACAAUCCCCUGUCUGUAUAACAGUCAGUAUAAACCAAACUCAAAAUACUGGUGUGAAGGGUAUUUUUGGCAUUCUUGCCAAAUUACAGCCCGUGCAAAUGCUACAGGGAAACGGACAAUAACCGAUUAUCCGGCCCUCGAUAUUUUUACUGUGAAACUCAACAAAUUGACAUCCUCAGACUCUGGAUUUUACUGGUGUGCUGUGGAGAUUGGCUCUCGAGCAAACCCAGAUGACAAAAAAUAUUUGUAUGUAACCGUUAAAUCAGCUCCUGAUGUGUCUGUGGUGAACAGCAGUGUAUCUGGACAUGAAGGUGGUGAUAUCAGUGUUAAGUGUCUCUACAGUUCUAGAUAUCAGAAUAAACUCAAACAGUGGUGCAGAAUCAGCUGA
Molecule: messenger RNA, 510 nt
Organism: Sinocyclocheilus anshuiensis
Lineage: Eukaryota; Metazoa; Chordata; Actinopteri; Cypriniformes; Cyprinidae
Gene: pigrl4.2
Product: polymeric immunoglobulin receptor-like 4.2
Exons: 3
Coding region: 22-510 (162 amino acids)
Cellular component (GO): plasma membrane
Molecular function (GO): transmembrane signaling receptor activity
Source: RefSeq, a predicted model, not a curated record